Molecule: messenger RNA, 2901 nt
Organism: Cryptomeria japonica (Japanese cedar)
Lineage: Eukaryota; Viridiplantae; Streptophyta; Pinopsida; Cupressales; Cupressaceae
Exons: 8
Coding region: 1255-2901 (548 amino acids)
Molecular function (GO): DNA binding
Source: RefSeq, a predicted model, not a curated record
AAUAAAUAAAUAUGAAAUAACGAAACACCUUUGUUUUUGGUUGCAUCUUACUUUCUUUAUAUGGUGAGUUCUUUCUUCAUCUACAACAUGGCCCUUUUCAAAAACAGGGAAUGGCUUCUUUCUUUUCUUGGCAGUGUAAUUUUUGUGCCUCUUCAUUUUUUAACCAGCAGAUUUGUUUUGUAAGGGAUGCUACACAAAACUUAUAUCUUGCUUUUUCUAAAGCAGAUUUCCAUACUACACAGGGGACAUGAGGUUGUUGUGCCUCCUUGGUUGCUUCACAAACAUGUGGACCUAAUUCUUUGAAAAAAAAAACCAAUCUGCCUCCUCUUUGUUGACGUCUACUAUUAACCAAUUUGGCCUUUCUGCAGUGGCUUCAACUCUUCUAUUCUCUUCACACCAGUGAUCAGUCUUUUUGUCUUUGAUAGCAGCUUACACAUCUGCACUAUUCACCUUCCGCAUUUUCAAAUAUUCAUGCUCAAAACAUCACUUCUGUUGACUCUAUUGCUGCACUAUAAUCUCCAGACCCCUUAAAACUACGAUCUCAUUUGUCUUCAGCAAUCUUUAACUUCUUUCUCUUGACUUUACACACUAUAUUUUGUUUAAUCUUUUCAUAACUUUAUAAUAUUCAUAAUCUUCCUCUUACCAAUAAACUUCUAAAAUCUGCAACUUUACCACUUAACCAGUAACAUAUUCUUUACUCCUGGCUGACUUUGAUGGUGACAUUCUUUGCUGCAGACAACAACUUCAACACAGCUAUCCCCAGGGGACGUCAACUUCUUUGCAAUUACUUUUCUUCUAGUGAGCAACUCGUUGGCUUUCCGCGACUCUUUGUACUUUAGCAGCAGCUUAAGUCUGUGACCUCAGCUUUGGGCGACUUCCAUAUUGACCUUGGUGGCGGCAAACAAGUUCCCAACAGCUUCCAAAAACAAACAACUAUGGUUUCCCUCAUGAAUUUCUUCACCGCAUCACAUGGCGGUUCCUCCUUGAAUGGCUUUAAGAUCUCAUACUCUAUCUGCAUUUGCAAUCAACUCAAAUUGCCUUCAGCGUUUUGUUCUCGCACAACAACUUCUUGUUGCACUCUUCUUUUUCUUUAUGCAACCCGUUAAUCAUGUGCUCUGUUCUUCAAAACUUCCAUGAACCAGGCUCUUUUUCUCUCACUUGCAGGAUGGUGCUCAACACUCUUCAUCCUUUGCUUCUUCUGCUCUUGAAAAUUGAGACCUUCUUUUGCAUAAUGUUGUUUGGAGACAUCUGGCUAUGAAGGGGCAUAAAGAGAAAUCGACACCAAUGGAAAUGGAGGGUAAGAGAAAAUCCAUCUCUGAUGAUGUGGCCUGCAAUUCGAGUACUAUUCAUUCCACGCGUAGGUUAAAGCGAGAUGUCAAAGUGAUGGACUCUCCAGCUUGGCUGCCUAAAGGAUGGAUUGCCGAGAUUAAAACUCGGGUCACCGGUAGCAGUGCUGGCUCUAAGGACAAGUAUUACUAUGACCCUGUGAGAAACAAAAGAUUUCCUUCUAAAGCAAAAGUGUUUGAAUUCUUGGAAGGUGCAAAUUUCACAGGCUUUCAGACUAAGCACAAAGCAUAUGAUCUUAGUAGUAGAACUUCAGUUCAAGAGAGAACCAAUGUAAGUUUAAAAUGGUCAAGUUUCUACAGGUCUUUUGGUUUCCCACUUAUUUUGGUUUCCAUUGCUGCUGGUUCAUUUCUUCCUUUGUCUUAUCAGAUUAGACCAGGAGGCAGAGGAACUGAAAGUACCUUCCAAAACUUCAGUGCAUCCCAGGGCACAAGUGAAAUAGAUGCCAACAAAAUACCAAAUAAGGUUGUAUGGGCUCUAAAUGGCACGGAAGAAACAUGGGUGCCUCUUGUCAAUAAUGAAGAGAUAAAUGGGUCAAACAUGAAAGAAGAAAAGCACAUGCCCGAUGGCAAUAAUAUGUACUUAUGUUGUCAGGAGCAAUUGGAAAAGGGUGUGUCUGAGAAUUCCAAUCCUUCAAAAGGGCUAGUAAAGGAAACUCAAGCAGAAAAUGAGCAGAACAAAUCAAAUCAGGGUUCACCAAUUGUCUCACCUUUUGAAGAUUACUGGUCAGACCCUUGCUCAGAAUUUGAUUAUGAAACUUGGACAGGAGCAUUGCCAUUUUUUCAUGAAGAUUCAGCUCUUUGGGAUGCCUUUCAGAAUAAUUUAUUACCCCAAGCAAACAUGGAUGAAAAGCUAGAGAGUAAUUCAUGUCCAUCUAAUCCAGGAUGGUUUUCUUGGAAUGAGCCCACUGAACUUCCUUCCUGGACCGAAGAAAGGCUGUGCUUACAAGUGAACAAGUUUGAUGAAAGUGAAGACUGUACGAUUAUGUUUUCUGUUUCAGAUGGCUUGCCUGAUAUGGGAAUGAAAGAAGUUAUGAUGGAGAGACUUUAUAAAAGUCAUAUUGUAAUACGUUGGAACUCAACUUUCAAUAAUAUAAACAUUAUUUGUAAUUUAUGCUGUGCAAAUGUAGAUGCUCUUGGUAUACUGGAAAGCUUGUUGGUUCCACUUCUUGUUGGUCAAACAGGGUUCAACACCAGAGCAUCACAUCCUAUUUUUAAUGUGGAGUUGCUUCAUCCAUAUUUUUCACCUUUGCUAGACACUUUAGAUGUUGAUACAAUUCAUGCUAGUGAUUUUAAUUCAGAGACCACUACUCCAUCAGACAGUGAUCACAUUGUUCAGGUUCUUAUGAAAACUCUUUGUAGCACACAAAUUCUUUUGUAUCGUGUUAUCCAAGCAGGAAAACAUCCACGCCAAGGCAAGUGGUUUACUAGUGAACAUAUUGCUACACGCUUUCCUCAUCUGCUGCAACAAGCUAGUGCAAUGGGGCCAAUUGUUUACGCUUACUCUCACACUCUUCAACCAGCUCUUGUAUUUGCACUAUGCUUCGAUACAAUUUAA